Messenger RNA from Vigna umbellata (rice bean), 3192 nucleotides. Its product is annotated as potassium transporter 7-like. The record is from RefSeq and is a predicted model, not a curated record. Gene Ontology annotation, cellular component: plant-type vacuole; vacuolar membrane. Gene Ontology annotation, biological process: potassium ion transmembrane transport. Gene Ontology annotation, molecular function: potassium ion transmembrane transporter activity. Lineage: Eukaryota; Viridiplantae; Streptophyta; Magnoliopsida; Fabales; Fabaceae.
CUUUAACUGAUUAUUCUACACAGCACUUCCAGAAGAUUCACAAUCAAUAGAGAUAGAUGAAAUUCUUGACACGAAAAUUUUCAAUUCGUGCAUUGCUCCAUCCACACUGAUACACAGAGAGACGAAGACAGUGCACAGCCAGCUCAUGUUGCGGUUGUUGAUUCAGUAUCCCAAAUACAGAAUUUCAGUUACGACUAAGCACCGGAUUUCGUUCCAAUUCACCUCAAUCAGUAAUCAGUAAUCAUCACUACCAUUUCAAUUUCCCAUGGCGAACCCUAAAACCAAGAGUCUUCAUUCCCUGGGUGGCGAGGGCGAUCCCGAAUCAUACGAAUCGCGGUGGAUUUUCCAGGAGGAUGAGUAUCCCUCUGAGAUCGAGGACUUCGACGCCGCCGAUUUACGCCACCAGCCUAUGUUUGAUUCUGAGGACGAGGACAAUGGCGAGCAUAGACUCGUUCGCACCGGUCCGCGAAUCGAUUCAUUUGAUGUCGAGGCUCUCGAGGUUCCCGGCGCUCAGAGAAACGACUACGAGGAUGUUAGUGUGGGGAAGGGGAUUCUGUUGGCUUUUCAAACUCUCGGUGUUGUUUUUGGUGACGUUGGAACGAGUCCUUUGUAUACGUUCAGUGUUAUGUUCAGGAAGGCUCCUAUUAAUGGAAAUGAAGAUAUUCUUGGAGCUUUAUCACUUGUUUUGUACACUUUAAUUUUGAUUCCUUUACUGAAGUAUGUGCUUGUUGUUCUUUGGGCCAAUGAUGAUGGGGAAGGUGGUACCUUUGCAUUAUACUCGUUGAUUUGUCGAAAUGCCAAGGUGAGUCUUCUUCCCAAUCAGUUGCGAUCGGAUGCCCGAAUAUCGGGCUUUAGACUGAAGGUGCCAUCUCCCGAGCUUGAAAGGUCUUUAAAAAUCAAGGAAAGAUUAGAGAAUUCGCUGACUCUUAAGAAGAUUCUACUAUUAUUAGUUCUUGCUGGUAUUUCCAUGGUGAUAGCUAAUGGGGUAGUUACGCCGGCAAUGUCAGUAUUAUCAUCUGUUAAUGGUUUGAAGGUUGGGGUAGAUGCAAUUAAACAAGAUGAAGUGGUGAUGAUUUCUGUUGCCUGCCUUAUCGUUUUGUUCAGUGUACAGAAAUAUGGAACAAGUAAAGUGGGGCUUGUUGUAGUGCCUGCUUUGUUUAUAUGGUUUUGUUCUCUGGCGGGCAUUGGUAUAUAUAACCUUGUUAAAUAUGACAGCAGUGUCUUGAGGGCAUUUAAUCCUAUUCACAUAUAUUAUUUCUUUGCAAGGAAUUCAACUAAAGCAUGGUAUUCUCUUGGGGGCUGUAUUCUGUGUGCAACUGGCUCGGAGGCAAUGUUUGCAGAUCUUUGCUAUUUCCCUGUGCGGUCAGUUCAGCUUACAUUUGUAUUUCUUGUUUUACCGUGCCUACUGUUGGGAUAUUUGGGUCAAGCUGCAUACCUUAUGGAAAACCAUGCUGAUGCUGGCAAUGCUUUCUAUUCUUCUGUUCCAAGUGGGGCAUUCUGGCCAACAUUCCUCAUUGCUAACAUUGCUGCAUUAAUUGCAAGUCGGGCUAUGACAACAGCCACAUUUUCUUGUAUAAAACAGUCUGCUGCACUUGGUUGUUUCCCUCGUCUUAAAAUAGUUCAUACCUCUCGGAAAUUUAUGGGACAGAUCUAUAUCCCUGUCAUAAACUGGUUUCUCUUGACUGUUUCUUUGGUGUUUGUCUGUACUAUAUCCAGCCUUGAUGAGAUUGGAAAUGCAUAUGGCAUUGCUGAGCUGGGUGUGAUGAUGAUGACCACUAUUUUAGUAACUCUUGUUAUGCUUCUUAUAUGGCAGAUUCACAUCAUUGUAGUGCUGAUUUUUGCAGUAGUCUUCCUGGGAUUGGAGUUGACUUUCUUUUCAUCAGUUUUGUGGAGUGUAACAGAUGGAAGUUGGAUCAUAUUGGUCUUUGCAGUAUUAAUGUUUUUUAUAAUGUUUGUAUGGAAUUAUGGCAGCAAGCUCAAAUAUGAAACUGAAGUAAAGCAAAAACUGUCAAUGGAUUUGAUGCGAGAAUUAGGCUGUAAUCUUGGGACAAUACGAGCUCCUGGAAUCGGUUUGCUCUAUAAUGAGUUGGUGAAAGGAAUUCCAGGCAUUUUUGGCCAUUUUCUAACCACGCUUCCAGCUAUACACUCUAUGAUUAUAUUAGUGAGUAUUAAAUAUGUUCCAGUUCCUAUGGUUCCUCAAAGUGAAAGGUUUCUUUUUCGGCGAGUUUGCCAGAGAAGCUAUCAUAUAUUUCGCUGCAUUGCCAGGUAUGGUUACAAAGAUGUUCGAAAAGAAAAUCACCAGACUUUUGAGCAACUGUUGAUGGAAAGCCUAGAGAAGUUUAUACGUCGUGAAGCUCAGGAGAGGUCACUCGAGAGUGAUGGGGAUGAUGAUUCUGAUUCUGAGGAUGAGUACUCUGGUUCUAGGGUUCUCAUAGCUCCCAAUGGGAGUGUUUAUUCUCUUGGCGUCCCUCUUCUGGCUGAUUUUAUUGAUACAAACAUACCCAUACCCAAUUUGGAAGCAAGCACAUCUGAGGAUGCAAACCCUGAAUCUCCUAAGCCCCCAGUGCUUGAUGCUGAGCAGAGUCUUGAGAGAGAAUUAUCUUUUAUACGCAAGGCUAAAGAAUCUGGAGUGGUUUACCUUCUUGGUCAUGGGGAUAUAAGGGCUAGGAAAGACUCAUGGUUUAUCAAGAAGCUAAUUAUAAAUUAUUUUUAUUCUUUUCUGAGAAAGAACUGCCGGAGGGGGAUCACAAAUUUAAGUGUACCCCAUUCACAUUUGAUGCAGGUUGGCAUGACCUACAUGGUUUAACCAUCAAUUUUCCGACCCCAACAUUUGACAGGUAAUUUGAAAUUAUAAUUUGGUAGCAGUGAGUUGGUCUUGGAAAGGUCUCAUUUUGCAGUUCUAGUUGCAUGAUCGUAACUUUUUUGGGUCCUCAAAUUGCUAUGUAUCUUUCUAGCUCAUAAUCUGGACCCUGUUCCAAUGUUUUUUAUGGUUGUGAGCUUGGAUUGUAGAUAUAUGGAAAUGACAUAGCUAUGAGCAAAAAAUAGAAAAGAAAAGAAAAAGAAGAUAAAUGUAGAAUUGUCAUUACAAAAAAGAAACUGUAGGCUGUUAUGUACACAUAUCGUGGAUGUGCCAAAUUCCACCUGAACACGAAUUUUGUACUAUCUAAAGACAAAUUUCUGUAGUUUGCGUUA